Messenger RNA from Closterium sp. Naga37s-1, 1095 nucleotides. The record is from the annotation of a GenBank genome assembly. Lineage: Eukaryota; Viridiplantae; Streptophyta; Zygnematophyceae; Desmidiales; Closteriaceae.
AUGAUGCCGUGGGAGGGAGAUAUGAUGCCGUGGGAGGGAGAUAUGAUGCCGUGGGAGGGAGAUAUGAUGCCGUGGGAGGGAGAUAUGAUGCCGUGGGAGGGAGAUAUGAUGCCGUGGGAGGGAGAUAUGAUGCCGUGGGAGGGAGAUAUGAUGCCGUGGGAUGGAGAUAUGAUGCCAUGGGAGGGAGAUAUGAUGCAGCAGGACGAGGAUGACCAUCUCGCCAGCAACACUGCGCUACUAGCAGAGCCAGAGGACGAGGAUGACGACCUCUCCAACAAUUCACUGCUACUAGCAGAAGCAGGGGACGAGGACGACGAUCUCUCCAACAACUCGGUCGUCAAGUUCUGCCCCCAACCCCUUUCCCUCUCUUACUGCUAUCCCCCGUGCACUCCCCACCCCCACUCUCCCCCUCACAAGCUACUAGCAGAGGCAGAGGAUGAGGACGACGACCUCUGCAACAGCUCAAUUCCUCCCCUCCUUCCUCCCUCUCUCCUCCCAUCCCAACCCCCCUCCCCCUCCCCAGCUACUACCAGAGGCAGGGGCAAAGGUCUAGUUCUGCCUUUGCCACCCAAUACUUGUCUUCUCUUCCUCCCAUCCAUCCCCUCUCUCCCUUCCCCACACAUCAGCUACUAUCAGAGGCAGAGGACGAAGACACCAAUCUCGCCAACAACUGUGCUCCCCCCUAUCCAGCUACUACCAGAGGCAGGGGACAAGGACGAUGAUCGCUUCAACAACUCGGUGGUCACAUUCUGCCCCUGUCGCCCACUCCCUCCCUGCUUCUGCCUGCUAUCCACCUCCCUUUCCCUCCCCCCUAUCCAGCUACUAUCAGAGGCAGAGGACGAAGACGACGACCUCUCCAACAACUCAGUCGUCAAGUUCUGCCAAAAGCUCAUCCCUAUAACGGCAGUGGCAGAGGCAGAGGAUGAGGACGACGACCUCUCCAACAACGCAGUCGUCAAGUUCUGCCAAAAGCUCAUCCCUAUAACAGGUAUAGCUCUUCCUUUCAUGCUCAAUCAAUCGCCCCCAGUAGUUUGCUGCCCUUCCAAGCUCAAAUGUGGUCAAGUUCUGCCAAAAGCUCAUCCCUAUGGCGGGUAG